AGGAGGAAGGAAACAGAGAAAAUCAGGAUAAUAAUAGCUAUAAUUUGGAACUAGCUACUAAGUAAAUAGUAACACAAUGGGAAGGUCCCCAUGUUGUGAUGAGAGCGGUCUUAAGAAAGGACCUUGGACUCCUGAAGAAGAUCAAAAGCUAGUUGAACACAUUCAACAACAUGGUCAUGGAAGUUGGAGAGCACUGCCUAAGCUAGCUGGUCUUAAUAGAUGUGGAAAAAGUUGUAGGCUAAGGUGGACAAAUUAUUUAAGACCUGAUAUUAAGAGAGGAAAAUUUUCUCAAGAAGAGGAGCAAACAAUUUUGCAUCUUCAUUCUAUCCUUGGAAACAAAUGGUCGGCAAUUGCAACACAUCUACCCGGAAGAACAGAUAACGAGAUAAAGAAUUUCUGGAACACUCAUUUGAAGAAAAAAUUGAUUCAAAUGGGUUUUGAUCCAAUGACUCACCAACCAAGAACUGAUCUUGUUUCUACUUUGCCAUAUCUACUAGCUUUGGCAAACAUGACAGAACUUAGGGAUCAUCAUCAAUCAUGGGAUGAACAACAGACAGCUAUGAGUAGUUUACAAGCAGAGGCAGUUCAUCUUGCAAAGCUUCAAUGCCUUCAUUAUUUACUCCAAUCUUCAAAUUCUUCCUUAAACAUUAAUAAUAAUAUUAAUAAUACCAAUAAUUCUUCCUAUGACCAAAAUGCCAUCAUCACAAACAUGGAACAAGAACCUUUAAGUUUGUUAAACACAAUCUCUAAUGUGAAACAGAACACAAUAAUAGAUCAUGCAGCCACAUUUUCUAGCUCUCAACCACUCCACCACCAAAGUAUGAUACCUCAUGAUCACUUUUUAGACCCACAACAAGUCUCUUUCAGUUCACAAUCAUGUUUGAAUAAUGAACAGGGUCAAAAUGGUACUAUUACUAACUAUGCAAUGCUAAGUCAAAGGAAUCAGGAUUAUCCUACAGUUGAUCAUGAAACAUCAUGGAUUAAUGUUCCAUCUUCUGCUCCAUUAUCAAUUCCUACAAAUGCUAUAACAGGAGAUGCAAGUAGCUGCACUUCUAGCUAUGGAGGAACACCCUCUGCACCUUAUUGGUCUGAACUUUUUUUUGAGGACCCCAUUAUGCAUGAUUUAUCUUAAUAUUUAAUUUUCUUUGAGGUUGAAUUAUUGUGUGUGACUGUGUGUGUUAUGCAUCUGUCAGCUUAUUGGUUUCUU
Molecule: messenger RNA, 1207 nt
Organism: Trifolium pratense (red clover)
Lineage: Eukaryota; Viridiplantae; Streptophyta; Magnoliopsida; Fabales; Fabaceae
Product: transcription factor MYB93
Exons: 3
Coding region: 77-1132 (351 amino acids)
Source: RefSeq, a predicted model, not a curated record